CGCCAUGCUGCGUAGGGAUCAUUUACGCGAAUUUGGACGGAUUUUGACUGACGCAGACAUAGAAAGGAGAUGCGAGCAAGUUCGUGCGAAAGCAAACUCCUCUUUGCUUACGGAAAAAAUGUCUGCUAAAUCGUCGUACUUGUACUAGAGAUGUUGACUCAACUGCAAACGUCUGGUGAAUGAUUCACCUAUGACAACAUACGUUAAGUACUGGAGAUUUAUUUACAGACUACAGGUCAUCUCCUUUUAUUUACACUUGUCUCUCUUCUCCUGUAUCUCUCAGUUUUCUCAGGUACUCAUCUCACGCCUACCAGUUGUUUAGACGACUUAUUCGAAAAAAUGUCUGCUGAAUCGUCGUACUAGAGCAACUGCAAACGUCUGGUGCAUGAUUCACCUCUGACAACAUGCGUUAAUAUAGGGUGGUGGUGGAUAGGUCUUACUUAUUGCACGCGAGAAUGAGAUACAUACUACUAGAGAAUCUUCUCUACUAGAGAUAAAGAUAUGUUGUCAUCCAAAAUUAGUAUUAGAUACGAAAUCUACUACCUCGUGAAACUACGUAGGUCUAAGAGUCCACCGGCGAAUGCUGAUGCACCUGACGCGACAAGCGGAGUAGACAAUUUCUAUGUGGUUCCUAGAAUGUCCACCCAGGGUGCAUGUCAGAGGAUGGCAGCCGCAACACCGGGACAGGAGAGUCUCGGUUCUGAUCCGGGAUCUUCAGCUUAAGGCUCUUUUUCUUAUAAAAAUCCAUCUUCAGUAGAGCAGGCAUUGGCAUCCUUCUGACUAUACCACAUUAAGGCUCAACUUUCACUGGUCACCAUUUAGAUUGGAGUCACUCAAAUCGAAGAGCCGACCCCUUCUUGAGAGAACAGGGGAAAACGAAGGGAAAGGGGAGAGCUUUGAAGGGGGUCCUUUCCGUUCCGAGUCAGUGGCCAACGAAUGCUGCGCUUUGAAAAUAGGGGCUUUGCUUUUUCCAAGGGGAAAAAGAAGCAAGCGCCUUCCGCUCAAUCAUCAGGUUGCAGCUCAAAAAGUAGAUGGCCCACGAUGCCCCUGAAGAUGGAUCAUGAUAGGGGCGAGCAGCUCUAAAAAUGAUCUCAUGCAACUCGUAGUAGUGGAUCCAACAAUGCCUUUUCGAC
Amoebophrya sp. A25 is the source of this 1133-nucleotide messenger RNA. Lineage: Eukaryota; Dinophyceae; Syndiniales; Amoebophryaceae. The record is from the annotation of a GenBank genome assembly.